UAAAUUUGGAACUUUGCGCCCGAACAUUAGCAUGGGCAAGAGCGAGAAGAAGCGCAAGCACAAGCGGGCCGACUCGAGCGACGAGGACGACGAGGCCCGCCGGGCGCGGAGGAAGGACAAGAAGGCCUCCAAGAUCGUCAAGGCCAUGGGCUACUCGAACGACGACAACCCGUUCGGCGACGCCAACCUCACGGCCAAGUUUGUCUGGCACAAGAAGGCCGAGGUCGCGCCGGCCAAGCGCAAGUCGCCCGAGCGCAAGCGACGAUCUCGGUCCCGCGAUCGGUCGCGGUCGAGAUCGCGUGACCGGCGCAGCAGCAAGCGCAGCGGCCGCAAUGACGACAUGCGCGAAGAGCUCAUCAACGAAAUCAUGAAGGUGCGCCAGCGCCGCGACGAGCGCGAGGCCGAGCGCGAGGAAAUGGACCGACUGCGGGAAGAGGAGUCGCGACUGCGCGAUGCGUCCGAGUACGAUGACUGGCAGCAGAAGGAAGAGUCAUUCCACUUGAGCCAAGCGCGCGUUCGGUCGCACAUCCGCAUCCGCGAAGGCCGCGAGAAGCCGAUCGACUUGCUCGCCAAGAACCUCCUCCUCGCGUCCACGUCGCAUGUGAUUGACCCGACCAAGGCCGUCGAAGACACGCUCGCGGAGCUCAAGCACGCGCAGGUCGAGCUGCGUGCGCCCGAGCAGCUGCUUGUCGGCCUCGCAGGCCACGAGCUUGCCGAGCUGCACAAGGACAUCCAGGUGUACAUGGAGCUUGAAGGCGAGACGGGUGAAAACAUCGAGUUCUGGAAGCUCCUCGCGAUCGUGUGCUUGGACGAGAUCACCAAGCGCCAGAAGAAGGCGAGUUCGCGCCAUGCAAUUCACACGGAGGUCCAAAAGGCCAUCGAUGAGAUGCUCACGGGCAAGUCGAUCGCUGAGCUCGACGAACUCGGCGCUGAAAUCGACGCGACGAUCAACGGCGGCGGAUCCGGCAUCGACGUCGAGUACUAUGAGAGCGUGCUGCAAGAGAUCAAGGUGCACAAGGCCAAGAGCCGGCUCCACGACAUCCAUGCGGCCUUGCUCACGACGCUCGGCGACCGCGUGGCGUCGCAGGAAGCCCACGCCGCGUACCAAGUCUCGCAGGCGACGGCUCCAUCGGCAUCGCCAUCGGCGCCCGCGCUGACGACGGGCACGCUGGACAACAGCCGCGAAGCGCUCUCGAUGAUGGCGCUGGAGCAGGACAAGGGCAUGGAGGACCAGGAGGAGGAGUUUAUGGACGAGGUCGCGUGCAAGCUGCCGUCGUGGUCGGCCAAGUACGAGCCGCGGAAGCCGCGCUUCUUCAACCGCGUCAAGACCGGGUACGACUGGAACAAGUACAACCAGACGCACUACGACGAAGACAACCCGCCGCCCAAGACGGUGCAAGGCUACAAGUUCAACCUCUUUUACCCCGACCUCAUCGACAAGAGCGUCACGCCCAAGUACGUGCUCGAGGCCGCAGAAUCGCGCGACUUUUGCAUCAUCCGCUUCCAAGCCGGCCCGCCGUACGUCGACUUGGCCUUCAAAAUCGUCAACCGCGAGUGGGAGUACUCGCACAAGCGCGGCUUCAAGUGCGUCUACGAGCGUGGCAUCCUGCACCUCUACUUCAACUUUAAGCGCCACCGCUACCGCCGCUAAGACGAGCUCAACGCGAAACACAUUCCCCA
Molecule: messenger RNA, 1680 nt
Organism: Saprolegnia parasitica CBS 223.65
Lineage: Eukaryota; Oomycota; Saprolegniomycetes; Saprolegniales; Saprolegniaceae
Exons: 1
Coding region: 32-1651 (539 amino acids)
Biological process (GO): mRNA cis splicing, via spliceosome
Cellular component (GO): cytoplasm; spliceosomal complex
Molecular function (GO): protein binding
Source: RefSeq, a predicted model, not a curated record